GGGAGCUUGUAGUGCUUAAAAGGCCGGCAGUGGCUGUCAGGAUUUGCAGACUCCCACCCAGACAGCCACAGUGCGGCCACCAGCUCCCCUCGCACCUCGACCUCGGACCUCCCUGGCUCAGGCACACCCAAAAACUACAGGUAUGGACAGCGCCCCCUUCCUGCAGAGGUUCAGGCUCACACACUGCUGGGCAGCCCUCAGCUUGCUGUAUUCUCUCCACGCCUUGCCCCUUAACCUCGAUCCGGUAUGUUCCGCAACCACGCCUGCCAAGUAUAGCCUGACUUUCACGGGAAAGUGGAGCCAGGCUGCCUUCCCCAAGCAGUACCCCCUCUACAGACCCCCUGCCCAGUGGUCCCACCUCAUCGGCGUGACCCACAGCUCAGACUACCACAUCUGGCAGGCGAGUGAGUAUGCCAGCAAUGGACUGAGGGAGUUUUCCGAGAAGGGAGAGGCUUGGACACUGAUGAAGGAGGUGGAGGAGGCUGGUGAGCGCAUCCAGAGCGUCUAUGGGGUGUUCUCCGCUCCUGCGGUGACCGAGGGCACGGGCCAGACCUCCUCGGAGUUCGAGGUCUUUGCAAGGCAUUCAUUUCUGUCCUUCAUCAUACGCAUCGUGCCCAGUCCAGACUGGUUCGUGGGUGUGGACAGCCUGAACCUGUGUGAGGGGGACCAAUGGAAGGAGAGCAUUUCACUGGAACUGUACCCCUAUGACGCUGGCACGGACAGCGGCUUCACCUUCUCCUCUCCGAACUUUGAGACCAUUCCACAGGAGAAAGUUACCCAGAUUACAUCAUCGUUUCCCAGUCACCCAGCAAACUCCUUCUACUAUCCUCGGCUGAAGCAGCUCCCAUCCAUUGCCAGGCUCACCCUGACCAAGCUCAAGAGCAACCAUAUAUCCAGUAUUCCCAUCGAGCCCACCCAGUCCAACAAGAUCCCCACUGACAAUGAGAUAGAGGACUCCCGAAUAAAUACCCCUUUGGACUGUGAGGUGUCCGCCUGGUCCCCUUGGGGCCUGUGUAAGGGUGCCUGUGGGGAGACGGGGGAGCGCCACAGGACUCGCUACAUCCACAUGCACCCCGCCAACAAUGGGGCCGAGUGUCCCUCCCUGGAGGAGAGCAAGGCCUGCGAGCCGGACAACUGUGUGUGAGCGGAGAGACGCACAAAGCCUGCAAAGGCAGGCCUGAUGAACUGGAAGCGAAGGCCAGCGCUAAGCCAGCAGCCACGCCCCGCUAACUUUAUCCUCACAGAUGACAUUUUUUUAGUGCACUUUAAAAGGGGGAGCAAGGGAAAGCAGUUGUACCCAACUGCCACCACUGCUGAGUGGCCAAAGGUAACUCAUCCAAGGUGUCUGAAAUGCUGCGGGAUGACGCAGGUUGUUGGAGACGGGCAGACAUGCCGCUCGCUCCCCUGUGCUCACCUUCCUCCUCACUUAAAUACAAGGCAGAAGGGUUUAUAUGGCAGCUACAAAGCUAGCUGCACAACUGCCAUGUCAUUGCUAGAGUCAAAACCUCCAUGGGUCACAUGAUGAGAAAGUUCACACAUAAGCUGUUAUGUAAAAAUGUUAGCGAUUAGCGCCAUAACCAUUACCUUUAAAGUAUUGUUACUACUUCAGGACUAAACUGGUUUGAAUUACCCUGAUUUAAAGCAUCAUCAUCUCUGAUAUCCUACUAACUGCUGCCCUCUAGUGAGUAAAUUGGAGAUUCACACAACAAGAGCACCUUUUAAUACGUUAAAGGGAAACGUGGAGUGGGAUGUGAUUAUAUUGGUUAUAAAAUACAGACCUAUCUACCUAACCACGAGAUUAUAUUAUCGUAUCUAGAUGCGUAUUUCUGUACUUUUGAACAGCUUCCCUUUUAAAAACAAACAUCCAGAGUUUAUCCAAAUGUUUGUUUUUUAAAACUUAAAGAGUGGGCCAUUACAUCAUCCAACAAUACUAAAUAAUGUAUGAACAUUGGUUACAAAAGUUAAUGCCUAUAUUUACAUGUGUAAUUUUGUAAAAAAUGUAAAUAAAUGUGUCAUUUUCAACAGACAGAAUCCAG
Molecule: messenger RNA, 2036 nt
Organism: Brienomyrus brachyistius
Lineage: Eukaryota; Metazoa; Chordata; Actinopteri; Osteoglossiformes; Mormyridae
Gene: spon2b
Product: spondin 2b, extracellular matrix protein
Exons: 6
Coding region: 143-1144 (333 amino acids)
Source: RefSeq, a predicted model, not a curated record